CAGCGGUUGUAUCGCAAGUGUUGUUCAACCGAGGUCGAACAUUUUCUGAAAUAAGCGAUUGUGGAUCUAGUGGACGUGGUUAUCUUCUGAAAAAUGAAAGUUUUAUAAUGCAACAACUCGAAUAAGUUUUUAUUUUACAUUUACUUAUACAAUAAACUUAAAUUUGAAUCGUCACGUGAGAAAUAUAGAAAUGAGUGUAACUCAGCUAGAAACAAUUAGCCUGAAAGCCCCACAGGAACUUCAAGUCAAAACACUGGAUUUCAGUUUUCGUGAUUUAUCUUACACCGUCGGAAAAGGUAAAAAUGUUAAAACAAUUAUACACCAAUUGAGCGGAAUCUUCAAGUCCGGUCAGCUGACGGCCAUUCUAGGGCCGUCCGGAGCGGGAAAAACUUCGUUAAUGAAUAUUCUAGCCGGUUUAAAGACGAGUGGAGUCGAUGGACACGUUAAGGUUAAUGGUGAAACACGGGAGUUGAAAACAUUUCGCAAACAAUCGGUUUACAUCACACAGCAGGACCAUCUGUUACAAGACUUAACCGUCUACGAGUACAUGAUGUCUGCUGCUCAUCUGAAACUGGGCAAUAAAGUGUCCGAAAAAGAAAAGAAAUCAGAAAUCAAGCUGGUUAUGAAGACAUUAGGUCUGAUAAACAGUAAACGAACGCGAAUUUCCUGCUUGUCUGGAGGGGAAUGUAAGCGGCUCUCUAUCGGAGUAGAAUUGUUCAAUAAUCCAGCCAUAUUAUUUUUGGAUGAACCGACAAGCGGACUGGACAGCUCGUCGAGUAUGCAAUGUGUUAAAUUAUUACGUGAAAUCGCCAGGAGCGGUCGAACAGUUGUAGCGACCAUUCACCAGCCAAGUUCGCGAUUAUUGGACCACUUUGAUAAUUUGUACAUCGUGGCAAGCGGAUCUUGUAUUUACCAAGGGCCAGUAGAAUCUUUAGUGCCCUAUUUAAAGAUCGUCAACUUGAACUGCCCCAGCUAUCACAAUCCGGCCGAUUUUGUAAUGGAUGUGGCUUCUGGAGAAUAUGGCGACGUGAUAACGCAAUUGACGUCAAUUGUUAAAAAUGGUCGUCUCAUUUACAACCAAGAUUCAGAAUCUGGUUCAAUUGCUAUACCUUCCCAUAACAGCGAAGACGAAUUUAAAGACGAACUGACAACAAACAAUGGCAAAAAGAAGCGGAAUAAUAAAAAUCAACUGGUGUACGGCGCACCAUUUCAUACACAAGUGGCUGUCCUGCUUAAUAGAACUUGGCGAACUAUUUGGAGAGAGAAGAUGCUAACAAAGGUACGCUUUCUUACUCGCAUUUUAUUUGCGAUCUUUUUCGGACUGUUGUUUGGAGCAGUCGGAAACAACGCCGCCUAUACCUUAAACAACGCUGGAUUGCUCUUCGUUAACUUAAUUUUUAUUUUGUUCACCGCCGCAAUGCCAACUGUCGUUACUUUUCCACUGGAGAGGAAAGUUCUGGCUCGAGAGCAUUUGAAUAAUUGGUACAGCCUCAAAGCGUACUACAUUGCCAAGACGCUAGCCGACAUUCCGUUCCAAAUAUUAUUUCCUACUUUUUACUUGAUCAUACUUUAUAUAAUGACUAAGCAGCCGAUGAGCAUGGAACGUUUCAUCAUGCUCCUAGUAAUAGUGAUAGGGUUAUCACUGGUGGGUCAAGGGAUUGGACUCGUCUUCGGCGCCUGGUUUGAUAUCCAAGAAGCCGUUUUCCUCGCGCCAACAAUGGCUAUUCCUUUAGUCAUUUUUGCUGGUUUCUUUAUCAAAUUGAGUGCCGUCCCGCCGUACCUGAACUGGGUGACUUACGUCAGUUUCUUUCGCUACGGUUUCGAAGGAUCCAUGUUAGCUAUCUACUACGAACGCCCGCCUAUCGACUGCUUUCAACCUUACUGCUACUUUCGCUCACCAAACAAGUUGUUGCAAGAAUUCGACAUGGAUCAAGGAUCCUAUUUAUUUUGUAUUGCUGGACUGCUGUUUUAUUUUGUGGCCAUGCGAUUUGCUGGUUAUUUUUUCUUACGUUCCAAGAUGAAGAGUAUGCGUUAAUCGUCUUUUGGGGUUCUGUUUUACUUCCUUUUUUGUAUUUGUCAUUCGUAAUAUUGAAAUGUGAAAUCUGCUGCUAUCAUAAUGCUACUUUGACGAAAUUUAGUUAAUAAAGGACUGUAAUGCAUGAA
Molecule: messenger RNA, 2163 nt
Organism: Daphnia pulicaria
Lineage: Eukaryota; Metazoa; Arthropoda; Branchiopoda; Diplostraca; Daphniidae
Product: ATP-binding cassette sub-family G member 1-like
Exons: 10
Coding region: 191-2035 (614 amino acids)
Cellular component (GO): plasma membrane
Molecular function (GO): ATP hydrolysis activity; ABC-type transporter activity; ATP binding
Source: RefSeq, a predicted model, not a curated record